AUGGCCGCCCAGUCCACUCUUCGCCAUAGCGAAGACCCCCUCUCCGCCCUCUGGCAUCGCUACACGAACCUCUUCCGCACCCGUACGAAGUCUCUGUCCAAGACAGCCAAGCUCCUCUCGACGCUCGCGCUCCUGCUCUCGAUAAUCAGCGCCGGUUAUGGCGGCAACAGGUGGUGGCGGCGACGCAAGGCGGAGAAAGAGCGCGGCCGACGGCUGCUGCGACGCAACUCUGGCAUUCGCGGCAAGGACGGCUCACGCACCAUCUUCGUGCCCACCAAGGGCAACUCAACCAGCAAGGUGACCAUCUAUCCGACGAAGCCGACGACAUUCGAUGCGCACAGGCGGUUGUUCCUGCAGCCGCCCCGCGCCGCCGGCCUGAGCGAUGGCCACACGCCUCAGGUCCCACCGCCACAGACGAAGCCCGGCUUGAACCUUGCCUUCCUGCACCAGUUCUUGAGCCUGCUCAAUAUUAUGAUACCGAGAUGGAAUAGCAAGGAAACGGGUCUGUUGCUUAGCCACAGCGUCUUCUUGAUGCUGCGGACAUAUCUUUCGCUGGUCGUCGCCCGGUUGGACGGAGAGAUUGUGCGCGACCUUGUGGCCGGGAACGGGAAAGCCUUCCUGUGGGGCAUUGUCAAGUGGUGUGGAAUUGGUAGCUUUGCGUCGUACACCAACUCCAUGAUCAAAUUCCUGCAAUCCAAGGUCUCCAUCGCCUUCCGCACAAGGCUAACAAGGUACAUCCACGACUUAUACCUGAACGACCAUCUAAACUACUACAAACUCACCAACCUCGAUGGCGGCAUCGGCCAAGGUGCCGAUCAGUUCAUCACCCAAGAUCUCACGCAAUUCUGCGCCGAGGCCGCGGCGCUCUAUUCUUCUCUGGGGAAACCAUUUGUCGAUAUUUGUGUUUUCAAUUACCAGCUUUUCCGUUCUCUUGGCCCUCUGGCAUUAAGCGGUCUUCUUGCAAAUUACUUCCUUACUGCUACUGUUCUCCGCAAGCUCUCGCCGCCGUUUGGUAAGCUUAAAGCUGUUGAAGCGCGCCGCGAAGGAGACUUCCGUGCCCUGCACUCCCGCCUCAUCGCCAACGCUGAAGAAGUCGCUUUCUAUGGCGGCGACCAGAUGGAGAGGACCUUCCUCGACAGAGGCUUCAAGGAGCUCAAGCAUUGGAUGGAGGGCAUUUACAGUUUGAAGAUCCGGUAUAACAUGCUCGAGGACUUCGUCUUGAAGUACUCGUGGUCUGCGUUCGGCUACCUCAUCACUUCCCUUCCCGUAUUCCUUCCCGCUUGGGGUGGCCUGGGAGCUGCCGCUGAGCGCGCAGAUACCUCCGAGCGCAGCAGCCGGGAGCGCAGCCGUAUGAAGGAUUUCAUCACCAACAAGCGUCUCAUGCUCUCGUUGGCCGACGCCGGCGGUCGCAUGAUGUACAGCAUCAAGGAUCUCCAAGAGCUUGCGGGCUACACUUCUCGUGUCUACACCCUCAUCAGUACCCUCCACCGCACUCACGCCGAUGCGUACUAUCUCCCGCCUGGCCAGCGGCCUGAGCUGUUCUCCCUCGCCGACGCCCAGGGUACAGUGCACAAGGGCUUCGAUGGCGUGCGCCUUGAGCAUGUACCUGUCGUCGCGCCAGCGCUAUACCCGAUGGGUGGUGACGAGUUGAUCGACUCGCUUUCGUUCAUCGUGCACUCGGGCGAGCACCUGCUCAUCACAGGGCCUAACGGCGUCGGCAAGAGCGCUGUCUCGCGCAUCGUGGCAGGGCUGUGGCCUGCGUACCGCGGACUGGUGUCGCGACCGCGCUCGGCGGGCACCGACGGCAUCAUGUUCCUGCCGCAGCGCCCGUACCUCAGCACGGGAACGCUGCGCGACCAGGUCAUCUACCCUCAUACAGCCGUCGAUAUGAACCAGGCCGGCCGCCGCGACUUCGAGCUGUCCAAGGUGCUGGAGGAGGCAAGGCUAGGGUACUUACCGGACCGCGAGGGCGGAUGGGACACCCGCAAGGUGUGGCAGGAUGUACUUAGCGGUGGCGAGAAGCAGCGGAUGGGCAUUGCAAGACUGUUGUAUCAUGAGCCGAGGUAUGCUUUUGUCGACGAGGGCACAAGCGCCGUGAGCAGCGAUGUGGAGGGCUUGCUGUACGAGAAUGCGAAGGCAAGAGGGAUCACACUUAUCACCAUCUCCACCCGCGCCUCCCUCAAGCGCUACCAUACCUACACGCUCACGCUCGGCCUUGGCGAGCAUGGCGAUGAGUGGGACUUCCAGCGCAUUGGUACCGCGUCGGAGAAGUCUUCGGUUGAGAAGGAGUUGGCGGAACUGCGCGAGCGGUUGGAGAAGGUUGAGGAGUGGAAGCAGCGCAGGAGUGAGAUCGAGAAGGAAUUGGGACAGGUUUGGGUCGAGGGCGGAGAGGAACCGUUAGCGCCCCCGCCGUAUUCGAAAGAUUUUGAGGGAAGUGGGAUUGUCGUUGAAGGCGGCGAAGAGAGGGUGGAUGAUAAUGAGGUUGCGGUGGAGGAUGAUUAG
Molecule: messenger RNA, 2502 nt
Organism: Lasiodiplodia theobromae
Lineage: Eukaryota; Fungi; Ascomycota; Dothideomycetes; Botryosphaeriales; Botryosphaeriaceae
Product: ABC transporter-like protein
Exons: 2
Coding region: 1-2502 (833 amino acids)
Biological process (GO): peroxisome organization; very long-chain fatty acid catabolic process; long-chain fatty acid import into peroxisome
Cellular component (GO): peroxisomal membrane
Molecular function (GO): ABC-type transporter activity; ATP binding; ATP hydrolysis activity
Source: RefSeq, a predicted model, not a curated record